AUGCAGAACGAUGAGGGGACACUUGUUGAACUUUACGUACCAAGAAAAUGUUCUUCAUCUUCACGUAUUAUCGCUGCAACGGACCAUGCAGCCGUGCAAAUUGAUUUUGUUGAUGUUGAUCCAACUACAGGGCGUAUGGUGCCUGGGAAAGUCAUGAGAUAUGCAAUUUGUGGGGAAAUACGGCGUAUGGGUGAAUCAGAUGAUUGUAUUUUGCGUCUUGCAAAGAGGGAUGGCUUGAUACCAAGUAAUUUCUAA
Thelazia callipaeda (thelaziosis nematode) is the source of this 255-nucleotide messenger RNA. The record is from the annotation of a GenBank genome assembly. NCBI's taxonomy places the organism in Eukaryota, Metazoa, Nematoda, Chromadorea, Rhabditida, Thelaziidae.